AUUGCCAGAGUGAGUGCUAAUAGUAACAACAAGGCUGAGAGGGCGAGAAGAUAUUUUAGUUGUGAUUAAUUUUUAACUAUGUUGGAAAAUUUUACGAAUUUCAGGUUAUUACGCCAAAUUACUAGACAAAUUCAGUUUAUCCGUUAUAAAAAACGUCCUACACCUGCAAGGAAGAAUAUUUGGGAACCCCCUGCUCCAAGCAAAUACUUUCGCAUCUCACCAAGACCUGUAAUUCCAGUCAAAGAACAAGAAGAACUUAAACAUUUAUAUGAUAUUUACAGGACUCAUUUUAGGGCUUUGAGGCACUUUUUCCAGUGUGAAUAUGAGAAAACAACUAGACUCAGUAUCGCUGUUGCUGAGAAAAUGAAAGAAGAAGUAUCUGAGCAUGCCUACCUCAUGGAACAGAACAAGUUAGAAAAUGAGAGAGUUGCUGAAAUAAGAAAGGCAAGGAGAAAAUGUGAUAUGGCUAAACUUGAUGAUGAACUUUCUCAAGCUGAGCAGAGUUUAAGUCAGCUAAUCCAAGAAGAGAGGAAGAAAUUGGAUGAACUGGUGUUAAAAGAAAAGAAAAUGAAUUCUACAUACAUCACGUCUCAAACACUUGAAACGGCCAUUGAAGAUGCUCUUGAUAACCUGACCACUUACGACUUUGCUAUUGAUCUUAAUGGAGUCAUAUAUAGAGACGAUAAAAAAGAAUCCACUUAUAUAUAGGUGUAUGAGAUACAUGAAAAAAUGUCUACUGUGGUGUAAUAAAACACAGAAAUAGUAUUUUGGUCAAUCAUGUGGCAAUACAAAGAGUUUGUUAACCUCAUGAAUAGAGUUAAUGAUGAACAUAAGAUUAGCAUGAAUCAAAUGUUCAUAUUAUUCAAUUUCAAGGAAAAGUUAUAAAUGUUUCUAAAUUUAUAAUAACAUAAUUCAAAUGGCUUGGUGUGUCCAAUAGACACAUCUAACUUAGACAUAAUUUUGAAAAGAAAGUGUACAAUGUUGUACAGAAUCUUAUAGAUAGAUGAGAGGAAUAAUAAAGUGCUAAUGUGUUUAAUAGUUAUUUUCAGAAUGAAUUUAAAAAAUUUCUUGGCAGCAUCAUAAAAUUGAACCAUGACAGUAGGCUUAUUAAUAUCAUGUCUCUUCACUACAUCACUUGCAGGACAAUUUCAUCUAGAGGGAGAGGAAAGAGGAAAUUAAUAAGUAACUAUGAGGGUGGAAGUAUGAGACCUUGAAAUAUCUCCUUCAAUAAAAAUCAAGUAGUUGAUAUGAGUUUGUCAAGACGAGGUGUCACAUAAAAGGCUUGUUAAAAGUUAUCUCUGUAGAUGUGGGGAAUAGAUUGACUUAUUGGGUAGAAAACUGGCUAGAUGGAAGAAAUUAGAGGGCAGUUAUAAAUGGAGUUCUAUCAGAUUGGACUAAUGUCAUGAGUGGUGUACCUCAAGGCUCAGUAUUAGGACCUUUACCCUUUUUGAUUUACAUGGAUGUCUAUUGUGAAAAAUAAAUGGAAAUGUUUAGUAUGCCAAAUAAAAAAAAGUCUGUAGGUUAACGUAUUUUGUACUUUAAAAAAAUGUAACAAUUAAUUUCCAAAUCAUGCUGAACAACCUGAAGUUGUAGACAUAGUGCUGUUCACUUGCUUACUGAUCUUCCAUCAUGAGACAUAAUACUUACUUAUUUUUGUUCAAGGGUCCUUAGAAAAAAUUGUUUAAAAUAGUGUGUAUAAAGAAACUGAAGGUUUUUAAAGAGGUUAAAAAUUAGACAUGUGAGCCACUUGUUUUUAUUUUUAUAAGACCUUGAACAGAAGGCAGGUGCUAGAAGAUUGGAAGUUGGGGAGGUGAUAAGAAUUGUCCCAGUAACUAUAGAUCUAUUAGUUUUACAUUAGUUGUGGGAAGAGUUUUGGAAAGUCUGAUAAAAGAUGCUUUGCAAAGUCAUUUAACAAAGAUUAUAAUUUUAUUUGAUAGUCAACAUUGUUUCACUAAGGGAAAAUCUUGCCUUAUAAAUCUUUUGACAUCUUUGAAAACGUUACUGCUUAUGUAGAUGAGGGUACAGGUGUAUCUGAAUUUUCAGAAAGCAUCUGACAAGGUACCAUGUAUAAGGCUUGUUAAAAAAGUUAUCUCUGAAGGUGUGGGGGGACAGGUUGGCUUAUUGGAUAGGAAACUGGCUAGCUGGAAGAAAGCAGAGGGUUGUUAUAAAUGGAAUUCAAUCAAGUUGGAGUAAUUUCACGAUUGGGGUACCUCAUGGCUCAGUGUUAGGACCUUUGCUCUUUUUGAUUUACCUCAAUGACAGAGAUGAAGAAAUGGCCAACAGAUUAUUUGAAUUUGCUGAUAACAUUAGAAUUAAAGUUUUGGGUGUUGCUGGCUGUGAGGAGGAUUAUUUGGUGAGUUGUGUAAAUAAAUGGCAGAUGGCUUUUAAUUAUAAUAAAUGCAAGGUAAUGUAUGUGGAAUAUCACAAUUUAAAUUAUGGGUAUAUUUUUGAUGGACUUGGUCGAUUUGACUGAGUUUGUGAUCCCAAAUUGACAUUUAAAGCUUCCAUGCUAUCAAUUUUAAUAUGUUUUAUGUAUCUUCAUGAAAUUUCUCAAGCUUUCAGAAACAUGACAAACCUUUUUAGACAAAAAAUGAGAAUCUUUAAUUAAGAGCUUGUACAAAAAUUUCUCCGUGAAUAUAUGGAGUUGAUGUGUUGACUGCUAUUAAGUGCAAAGUGAUUUUCAUGUUAAGAUUAAAAAAUAUAUCUUCAUCUGAAAAUUUUCAAAUUUCAUUUGCAUAAUCUCUUAAAAACUCUUAAAUAAAUAUGAAACAUUUUUUUUUCAGUAAAACUAUAUUUUAUUGGUUAUUUUCUCUAACUUAACUUUAUUCAUUUAGUCAGCUUGACCAACCUCAUAACCACCAUAAAAAUAUGAAAUAAAUCUAAAUUACCCAUUUUUCUGUCUAGAAUGAUUGCAAAUUGUAACAGGAAACUACAGUUGUUUAUUCUAAAUAGCUGUAAGCUUGUAAUAGUAUACAUCUAUAUCUACUUACAUUUUAAUGUUUUAUUGUCCUUUGAACAAGUUGGAAAUCACAAGGUGAAUGUGUAGCUUACAUUACAGUAUUAAAUUAUGUAACACACCAACUG
Limulus polyphemus (Atlantic horseshoe crab) is the source of this 3084-nucleotide messenger RNA. RefSeq lists its product as uncharacterized. Bases 79 to 708 code for a protein of 209 amino acids. The record is from RefSeq and is a predicted model, not a curated record. Gene Ontology annotation, cellular component: mitochondrial small ribosomal subunit. The transcript has 5 exons. NCBI's taxonomy places the organism in Eukaryota, Metazoa, Arthropoda, Merostomata, Xiphosura, Limulidae.